Urocitellus parryii (Arctic ground squirrel) is the source of this 8386-nucleotide messenger RNA. Lineage: Eukaryota; Metazoa; Chordata; Mammalia; Rodentia; Sciuridae. The record is from RefSeq and is a predicted model, not a curated record.
CUAGGCUUUUGCUCUGGGACCGGCUUGUGAGCCGAGCCGCGGGAAAGGCGCGUGUCGGCUUUUCACUGGCGCAGCCUCUGCCGCUGUCGCUGCCGCCCCGCCCCGGCGUAGUCACAGGCGCUGUAGUGGACUAAACGCGGCCGGUGCGUGGGCAGCCAGGGGGUCGCUAGCAGCGCGUGUGUCGCGGCUGCGCGACCAGUGACAGGUACCCAGGGGCGGCGUGGGAAGGCCUCGUGGAUGAGGAGAGGGUCUGGGGCGCGAGGCGACCCUGUGCUCAGGUCACCUUGAGCUUCCGCCUUUACCCUGACUCAGUUUCUCCUCCAUCGUCUCAGCCUUCCUCCUCCUCAGGAGCCCAGGUUGUCCGCAGUGGUCGUCGGUGCAAGGGCUUUGCUAUAAAAUGGAACUUCUGAUUGCACUCACUGGACUAUGGCUGUUCUCUUCAGUAAAGGCAGAUUCAAAAGCCAUUACAACCUCUCUUACAACAAAGUGGUUUUCCACCCCACUGUUGUUAGAAGCCAGUGAGUUUUUAGCAGAAGACAGUCAAGAGAAAUUUUGGAAUUUUGUAGAAGCCACUCAAAAUAUUGGAUCAUCAGAUCAUCACGGUACUGAUUAUUCCUAUUAUCAUUCGAUUUUGGAAGCUGCAUUUCAGUUUUUGUCACCUCUACAGCAGAAUUUGUUGAAAUUUUGUCUGUCUCUUCGUUCCUACUCGGCUACAAUUCAGGCCUUCCAGCAGAUAGCAGCUAAUGAGCCUCCACCAGAAGGAUGUGAUUCAUUUUUUUCAGUUCAUGGAAAGAAGACCUGUGAUUUUCAUACUUUGGAGACUCUUCUACUUACAGCAUCUGAGAGACCCAAACCUUUGUUGUUCAAAGGAGAUCACAGAUAUCCCUCAUCCAAUCCUGAAAGCCCAGUGGUGAUUUUCUACUCUGAAAUUGGCUAUGAGAACUUUUCUAAUUUCCACCACCAACUUAUAUCAAAAAGCAAUUUAGGCAAAAUCAAUUAUGUAUUCAGACAUUAUUUAUCUAAUCCCAGAAGGGAGCCAGUUCAUCUCUCUGGUUAUGGUGUGGAAUUGGCCAUUAAGAGCACUGAGUACAAGGCCAAGGAUGAUACUCAGGUGAAAGGAACUGAGGUAAACACUACAGUAAUUGGUGAAAAUGAUCCUAUUGAUGAAGUUCAGGGAUUCCUCUUUGGAAAAUUAAGAGACUUACACCCUGACCUGAAGGAACAGUUGAAAGAACUCAGAAAGCAUCUUGUAGAGAGUACCAAUGAAAUGGCACCUUUGAAAGUUUGGCAGUUGCAAGACCUCAGUUUCCAGGCUGCUGCCCGAAUCUUGUCUGCUCCUGUGGAGUUGGCUUUAGUGGUGAUGAAAGAUCUUAGUCAGAAUUUUCCUACCAAAGCCAGAGCAAUAACGAAAACAGCUGUGAGUUCGGAGCUUCGAACUGAAGUGGAAGAGAAUCAGAAGUAUUUUAAGGGAACUUUAGGAUUACAGCCUGGAGACUCUGCUCUCUUCAUCAAUGGGCUUCAUAUUGAUUUAGAUACACAGGAUAUAUUCAGUUUGUUUGAUGUAUUGAGGAAUGAAGCCCGGGUAAUGGAGGGUCUGCACAGACUGGGAAUAGAAGGCAUCGCUCUGCAUAAUAUUUUGAAGCUGAACAUCCAGCCUUCUGAGGCCGACUAUGCUGUAGACAUCAGGAGUUCUGCUAUUUCAUGGGUCAAUAACCUGGAGGCUGAUAGCAGAUAUAAUUCAUGGCCUUCUAGUCUACAGGAGUUACUUCGACCUACCUUUCCUGGUGUUAUUCGGCAGAUUAGGAAAAACUUGCAUAACAUGGUUAUCAUAGUUGAUCCUGCACAUGAAGCCACAGCAGAGUUGAUUAACACAGCUGAAAUGUUCCUCAGUAAUCAUAUACCAUUAAGAAUUGGUUUUGUAUUUGUGGUUAAUGACUCUGAAGAUGUUGAUGGGAUGCAAGAUGCCGGAGUGGCUGUUCUUAGAGCAUAUAAUUACGUUGUCCAAGAAGUGGAUGAUUAUCAUGCCUUUCAAACUCUGACACAUAUCUAUAACAAGGUGAGAACUGGAGAAAAAGUGAAAGUUGAACAUGUGGUCAGUGUCCUGGAGAAGAAAUAUCCAUAUGUGGAAGUGAAUAGCAUUUUGGGAAUUGAUUCUGCUUACGAUCAGAAUCGGAAGGAAGGAAGAGGCUACUAUGAGCAGACUGGUGUCGGUCCGCUGCCUGUCGUUCUGUUCAAUGGAAUGCCCUUUGAAAAGGAACAGCUAGAUCCUGAUGAGCUGGAAACCAUCACAAUGCACAAAAUCCUGGAGACCACUACCUUCUUCCAAAGAGCUGUGUACUUGGGUGAACUGUCCCACGAUCAAGAUGUGGUAGAGUAUAUCAUGAAUCAGCCGAAUGUUGUUCCACGAAUCAAUUCCAGGAUUUUGACAGCUGAGCGAGAGUACCUGGAUUUAACAGCAAAUAAUAACUUCUUUGURGAUGAUUAUGCUAGAUUUUCUGCCUUGGAUUCCCAAGGCAAGACUGCUGCUCUAGCUAAUAGUAUGAACUAUCUGACAAAGAAAGGAAUGUCCUCCAAGGAAAUCUAUGAUGAUUCUUUUAUCAGGCCAGUAACUUUCUGGAUUGUUGGAGAUUUUGAUACUCCUUCUGGAAGGCAGUUAUUGUAUGAUGCUAUCAAACAUCAGAAAUCUAGUAACAAUGUUAGGAUAAGCAUGAUCAAUAAUCCAAGUGAAGAGAUAAAUUAUGAGAACACUCAGAUCUCCAGAGCAAUCUGGGCAGCUCUCCAGACUCAGACCUCCAACUCUGCUAAGAACUUCAUCACCAAAAUGGCCAAGGAGGAGACAGCAGAGGCCCUAGCCAUAGGAGCUGACAUUGGGGAGUUCUCUGUUGGGGGCAUGGAUUUCAGUCUUUUUAAAGAGGUCUUUGAGUCUUCCAAAAUGGAUUUCAUUUUAUCUCACGCCGUGUACUGCAGGGAUGUUCUGAAGCUGAAGAAAGGACAGAGGGCAGUGAUCAGCAAUGGAAGGAUCAUUGGGCCUCUGGAGGACAAUGAGCUUUUUAACCAAGAUGAUUUCCACCUCCUAGAAAAUAUCAUUUUGAAAACUUCUGGGCAGAAAAUAAAAUCUCAUAUUCAGCAGCUUCGAGUAGAAGAAGAUGUGGCAAGUGACUUGGUAAUGAAGGUGGAUGCUCUCCUGUCAGCUCAACCCAAAGGAGAUGCAAGAAUUGAGUACCGGUUUUUUGAAGACAGACACAGUGCAAUUAAACUGAGGCCAAAGGAAGGGGAGACGUACUUUGAUGUUAUGGCUGUCGUUGACCCUGUCACCAGAGAAGCACAGAGGCUUGCCCCAUUGCUCUUGGUUUUAACUCAGCUUAUAAACAUGAACCUAAGGAUAUUUAUGAACUGCCAAUCGAAACUUUCGGACAUGCCUUUAAAAAGCUUUUACCGUUAUGUCUUAGAACCAGAGAUUUCUUUCACUUCAGAUAAUAGCUUUGCUAAGGGUCCAAUAGCAAAGUUUUUGGAUAUGCCACAGUCUCCACUGUUCACUCUGAACUUGAACACACCUGAGAGUUGGAUGGUAGAAUCUGUCAGAACACCAUAUGACCUUGAUAACAUUUACUUAGAAGAGGUGGACAGCAUAGUGGCUGCUGAGUAUGAGCUGGAGUAUCUGUUACUAGAAGGCCACUGCUAUGACAUCACCACAGGCCAACCCCCACGAGGCCUGCAGUUUACAUUGGGAACUUCAGCUGACCCAGUYAUUGUGGACACCAUUGUUAUGGCCAAUCUGGGCUACUUUCAGCUAAAAGCCAACCCAGGAGCUUGGCUUCUCAGACUUAGAAAGGGACGGUCCGAAGAUAUUUAUAGAAUCUACAGCCACGACGGUACAGAUUCUCCUCCUGAUGCUGAUGAGGUGGUUGUCGUCCUCAACAACUUCAAAAGCAAAAUUAUUAAAGUGAAGGUUCAGAAGAAGGCAGACAUGGUGAACGAAGACUUGCUGAGUGACGGGACAAAUGAGAAUGAAUCUGGAUUUUGGGACUCAUUCAAAUGGGGCUUUUCAGGAGGCCAGAAGGCAGAAGAAGUGAAACAAGAUAAAGAUGACAUAAUUAACAUUUUCUCUGUUGCAUCUGGUCAUCUCUAUGAAAGAUUUCUUCGCAUAAUGAUGCUAUCAGUGCUAAAGAAUACUAAGACUCCUGUGAAGUUCUGGUUCUUGAAGAAUUAUUUGUCCCCCACAUUUAAGGAGUUUAUACCUUACAUGGCAAAUGAAUACAAUUUCCAGUAUGAACUUGUUCAGUACAAAUGGCCUCGGUGGCUUCAUCAACAGACUGAAAAACAGCGUAUCAUCUGGGGCUACAAGAUUCUUUUCCUGGAUGUACUUUUCCCAUUAGUUGUUGACAAAUUUCUGUUUGUGGAUGCUGAUCAGAUUGUACGAACAGAUCUGAAAGAGUUAAGAGAUUUCAAUUUGGAUGGUGCCCCUUAUGGUUAUACUCCUUUCUGUGAUAGCCGAAGAGAAAUGGAUGGCUACAGAUUCUGGAAGUCAGGGUACUGGGCUAGUCACUUAGCUGGGCGAAAGUAUCAUAUCAGUGCACUCUAUGUUGUGGAUCUGAAGAAAUUUAGGAAAAUAGCAGCUGGUGACAGACUCAGGGGACAGUACCAAGGUCUGAGUCAAGAUCCUAACAGCCUUUCAAAUCUUGACCAAGAUUUGCCCAAUAACAUGAUCCAUCAGGUGCCAAUCAAAUCCCUCCCUCAAGAAUGGCUUUGGUGUGAAACAUGGUGUGAUGAUGCUUCUAAGAAAAGGGCAAAAACCAUUGAUCUGUGUAAUAAUCCAAUGACCAAAGAGCCCAAGCUGGAGGCUGCUGUGCGGAUUGUCCCAGAGUGGCAGGACUAUGAUCAAGAGAUCAAACAGCUACAGAACCGUUUUCAGAAAGAGAAAGAAAUAGGAAUACUAUAUAAGGGGAAGACAAAAAAUCAGAGCCAAGAAGAAUAUCAGAAACAUGAAGAAUUAUGAUCUCUGGAGAAGAUAAGAAAUGACACCAUUUGAAAAACAGUUUUAUACUAAAUGCUAGUUUUUUCUGAUCUGUCUAUACAACUGCUGGUAAUUGACUGGGCAGGUGUGCCACACCUUUUGAUUCUGAGCAUUUGACUUUGACUUCCAGUGGAUGCUGGAUUUGGGGGGUUAAGGCUCUAUUGGAUAUGUACCUCAGAGGAAGACAAGUGGCUGAUCUUUUGGGACUCUGUAAAGAGCAGUCUUCUUACUAGAAGAAGAAAUGGCAGCAGCAACUGGAAGAAAACAAGUCCUUUUUUUACCAAAAUGAUCACAUACAUGCUGUACUGUCAUGGGAAGGAGACCAGCAGAGAUGCCAUGUUCUUCCUUACCUCAGCUUACCUGUAGCUCAGGCUGCACUGCAGAUGCCCACCUGUUCUGGUUCAGGCCAGCAGAAGCCUUAUCCAAGGUCUACACACCUGGAGGUUUAUGCCAACAUGUUUCUUCCUAGCCCCCUUCUCCCCACCCCUUACCAACCCCACAUUGUUUUCCCAAGUGUUAGCAUCGUUGUUUAAUUGAAACCCAUCCAACAAUCAUGUAUCUUUAAGGUUGGCUUGGUGCAGUGGCUAAGCAAAUUAAUCUGGGAGCUGGAUGGGUGUGGGUUGGGGAGAUGGUACGGAAGAUAGCACAGUAGAAGGGCUCUGUGUGUUGGGGGAGGAAGACUAGAAAUUGGCCAUCCUCUUUUAUAAACCAUCAGUAGUAUUGUGGCUAAUUUGAAAUGAAAACAUUAUUCCUGUUCUCUACCCAGUCCCAGUGAACUUUCUAGGUAAUUAUUUUGUAAACAGUUUUUGUACUUUUGAAAAUCCUUACUUUUUCCUCCCACUUUCUUAAAAGAACAUCUGUUAUCAGUUUCCUGACUGGACACAGCCAUAGUAAGUCCCUCUAGUGAUCCAUCUCUGAGGGCUUGGGCUCCCUCAGGAUGAUCACCGUAUUGUUUGCCCUUUCCUGCUUACUCUUCUCUCAGACCCAGGGGACAUUUGGCUUGGACUUUUCUUACCAAAAUGCUCCUGCUUCUAAGUCCAGGAAGGAUUCUGACUUCAGAACUUGUAUUUUUCUCUAUACUGUCCCAUAUCCCUUUUACUUUAGAUCUGUUGGUUACCUUCAACUUCCAGAAAAUGACUGAGUCCACACUAGUUCUGACACAAUUUGACUGCAUCACAAAGCACUGUCAGCCCUUUAGUCUAUUUUGUGUGUCUUCACUGCAGUGGCUCAGUGUCGCCCCAUGGGAGCAGCCUUUCCUAACCGAUGGGCUGUUAGGUUCCUGGAUGUGGUGUUGGCCUGUGCAGGUGUGAGAUGCCAUCUCUGCCCAGGCGCGUAGAGUUCAGCAGUUUGUGCACUGAUGGGCACCACAUCUGCCUACCCGUUCACACAGGCUUAUUCUUUCCUCUUUUGCCUGCUUUUUUAAAAUAUGAAAAAGGCUAAGGAACUCAGUGGUAGAGUGUUGGCCUAACAUGAGCAAGGCCCCAGCAUCACCAAGAAAUUUUAAAAAUGAGCUGGCACAAGUGCAUAGCCACAUCCUCACCCUUCUGAGCCAGGUAACACGCUGACGGGCAGUCUUUUUAAAAAAUCACAAUCUUAUCACAAAUACAAGUAACUUGAUUUUUUCUGUUUUCAAAUGCAGAAGUUAGCUUAGGAGCCUCCUAGUCAGUCUGGAGGAGCUUUUUUGACUCUGGUUUCAUUAUUUCAUUAAAAGUUGGGUAGGGGAAAACUCAGAAGAGAAUUCAAUAGAUAAGUUUGUCUGAGACUGGAAAGGUCACUCAGAGUGGCUGCUGUGACGAAGGCUGUGGCAUGAUUUCACCCUGCCCCACCCCACCUCUUGCCUGGUCCAAGCAGCUGAAGGAAUAGGAUCAGUGGAAUCAAGAAACAUUUGUCGAGGCUUCAUCUUCACAUUUAGUUAAGCUUUCAGAGAGACUGCUGCAGCUGCUGUCUACAACUGUGGGAAGAAAUGUGCAUUUUCCCAUUGUGUCGUCUGGGAGGUCGAGCAGGAAAUGCUUGAGUCACUAGGACAUGCUUUUAAAUGCUGUUCCCACCAGCCAUCCUUCUCCCGGCUCUCUGGUCUUAUGCUUAUUCUGCAUGGAAGAAAGAUAUACAGAGUAAAAUGUAUUCUUUGUAGGGUGUGUGUCCUAAUGUCAUUCAUUGCCUCUCUUUUGUCACCAUCCUGACAUCUGUCUUAUUAAUAGCUGAUGCUGAUUAUGUGAGGCCCAGCUUCUAGAGUGGUCUAGACCUUCCUUCUGCCAGUUUCUUUCCUGGCUGCAUGUGGCAUAAUCACUUCUCCAAAUUAAACAAAUGCUCCAGGAAAGGAUGUUGCCACUAAAAUGGGAUCCUAAUCAGCUUUGCUGUUGUCUCUACUGUGAGAAAGCAUCCUGUGACUAAAAAAACAGAUAAGAAAUUUUAUUUUCCAAGAAGCAAGAGCUGAUUGUGCAGAAUGUUCUAGCUUCAGGGAACUGAUCACAGCACAUUGUUCUUAGAAAACAUUUGUAUGUAAUGUUUUUUUUCUUUCUUUCUUUUUCAUCAUGCCAUAGUAGAGAGUUUCCUUUUUGAAUCAGUUGGCAGAGUAAUAUGAAAUAAUGUGACAUGCAGGACUGUGAGCCUGUUUUUAUGUUCUGUGAACAGUGAUAUGUGAUUGACAUCACUGCCUACUUCUGGGCUGGGGGGCAUGCCACCAUCAGAGUCUCUGGACUCCUGGGUUUGGUUAAAAAUAUGCUGAAUACUUACCCACAUGGACAGUGAUAGCAUGUUGGUUUUCUAUAAGAUUGACUGUGAGUCUGUCAGAAUGUUGCAUUUCAAGUUGAACAUACUGAUGUGUGCAUAUCUAAGCUAUCUGAUAGGCCUAUGCAUUGUGUUUGAUUCCUGGGAGACGCAGAUUACAUGAAUUAUGUAUAUUAAGAAACAAUUUGCAUAAAUGGAGCUUAAUCUCUUCUGUUCUUACAUCCUGUCCUGUUCUGAGUUUUGUUAAAACUCUGCUUGAAUAACUUUUACCUGGUUUGGGGGACUGGGCUCCUGAAUGAAGGCUGAGGGCUGGGGAUGGAAAUCAGUUAUUGAAAGACUGGCCCAGGUGAUAGGGAGGAAAGAAUUCCUAAUUUAGGUAAGAAGUAUACUUCUCUGACACCUUAAUUUGGACACUACCUGAAUUCUACCCACAAAAAAAGUGACUCCCUAACUCCCAUCUCCCCCAUGAAUAAAUUUUUACUUACAUGAAAGCAGUCCUUUUCUAAGAUUGCUGUUCAUUGCUCUUCCUAAUUUGACGUAAGUUAAAAAAUAGUUCAAUUUAGGAGUUAUGAGAGCUGGUCCAUUUUUCUAGAUAGAAUUUCAUGGAAAUAGAAGUGGAAAUGUCCAGCCACCUGAUGAACUUUG